This is a messenger RNA of Moneuplotes crassus, 474 nucleotides long. Lineage: Eukaryota; Ciliophora; Spirotrichea; Euplotida; Euplotidae. The record is from the annotation of a GenBank genome assembly.
AUGUCCUACAAAGAUCUGGAAAAAGAUUAUCCAUAUGUAUCAGUAAAGGAUACUGAUAAGUCCAAGGACUCAGACAUAGAAGAAAGUGCUGGAGUGUCACCUUCGAGCUCGCCAAUGAUAGAGCCCGACAUCACGAUUGGAACUCCAGUUGCACCUCCUAACAGAAUACCUGAAAGAGUCUCUCCUCGUAGAAAUCAGGAUGACUUCCAGCCUUGGAAGAAGAUGGCUGCUGCAAUGUCUGCUGGGGUGCCUCCUGGAACGCCUGCUAGUGCUUUAGAGGAGCAUAAAGAUGAGAAAGAUAUGAGUGCAGAGGAGAUUAUAACCCGUAGAUUACAUGCAAAUGAAAGAAGAAGGAAUCACAGAAGCAAGUGCGAACAGAUAUGUGAGUUCCUAUUUGGAUGCCUUGGAGCUUGCUGCAGAGGAUGUAUAUCUGGGAUGACUGGGAAUAGUAGAUAUUAAAAAAUUAAGUUUGGA